Molecule: messenger RNA, 1509 nt
Organism: Aspergillus clavatus NRRL 1
Lineage: Eukaryota; Fungi; Ascomycota; Eurotiomycetes; Eurotiales; Aspergillaceae
Product: putative NAD+ kinase
Exons: 5
Coding region: 1-1509 (502 amino acids)
Biological process (GO): NADP+ biosynthetic process; NAD+ metabolic process
Molecular function (GO): NAD+ kinase activity
Source: RefSeq, a predicted model, not a curated record
AUGGAGGGAGGGUUGAACCAAGACGACGCCAGUCAUGGAGGGGCAACUAGCGACACAGAAAUGCGUAACCAGCUGGAGGUCGUACUGUACCCCGAUUGCAACCACCGCCGCAAGUCGUCAUUAGUCUCAGUCGAUGAGUCGAGAUCACGGCCGCACCUGGACAGCAACGACGAGAGAACAGCAUGCUUUGUUCAUUCCUUGAUUCUCGGAGAAUGGAUAGCGCCGCCAACCAAACCCGAGCUACAAAAAGGGUUGAAAACCCCGAAGGCGGAGGAUGCCGUCUCGCAAACAAGCAUCGAUGACAACGACGUGAUUUCACCGUCCGAGGUCCAAGAUCGCAAGGUCACCAAGGCGCUAUCUACAGCUGUCCAGUCUCGUCACCUAUCCAAGAAGCAGUUGUCCGAUAUGGCAUGGAAUGUGCGCAAGCUGUCAAAGAAACUGGGAAGCAUCAAGAUCAAGCUUACGGUCAAGAGCGUGUUACUGGUGACAAAAGCGCGCGACGAGGCUCUUGUAUCAUUGACACGGAAAGUCACACAAUGGCUACUGUCCAAGGAUCGCACCACAAAAUAUGUCGUCUACGUGGAGCGACGGCUUGAGACGCAUCCGGAUUUUGGCGCCAUCCAGCUUCUACAGGAGGAACCGACCGCAGAAGGACGGCUCAGGUACUGGGAUACUAACAUGGUGGCCGAGGAAGCCCAUCUCUUCGACUUCGUCGUUGCGCUCGGGGGCGAUGGCACAGUUCUCUACACAAGCUGGCUGUUCCAGCAUGUCGUACCACCCGUGCUCUCUUUUGCACUUGGAUCACUGGGCUUCUUGACGAAAUUCGACUUCAAUCAAUAUCAGAGCACGAUAGAAACCGCCUUCAAGGACGGAGUCGUGGUCAGUCUACGACUGAGGUUCGAGUGCACAAUCAUGAGGAGCAAUCGUCGACCGGAUGAUGAUGUCUCAAACACGUCGAAGCGAGACCUGGUCGAAGAAUUGAUCGGGGAGGAGGGUGAAGGGACUUUGACCCAUCGGCCCGACAAGGUUUUCCAGAUCCUCAACGAUGUCGUACUGGACAGAGGGCCGAAUCCUACAAUGUCGCAAAUCGAGCUGUUCGGCGACGAUGAGCAUUUUACUACACUACUAGCAGACGGCGUGUGCAUAGCUACGCCAACUGGAUCAACUGCAUAUAACCUGGCAGCUGGAGGAUCUCUGUCCCACCCAGAAAAUCCAGUGAUCCUCGUCACAGCCAUCUGCGCACAUACACUAUCGUUCCGACCGAUCAUCAUGCCAGAUACCAUUGUCUUGCGGAUGGGGGUACCUUACGAUGCAAGGACAAGCUCAUGGGCCAGUUUUGACGGCCGCGAGAGAAUUGAACUGCACCCAGGUGACUACGUGACGGUGUCUGCAUCGCGGUAUCCUUUCGCAAACGUGCUACCCCAGGACCGCAAAGGCGAGGACUGGGUCCAGAGUAUCUCUAGAACACUCAAUUGGAACUCGAGGCAGAAGCAGAAGAGCUUCAAAUAG